AAUACUUUUUUCCUUCACCCUCAGGUUGCUGAAGAAGGAGCGCGACUUGAACGCUGCCGAGAAGGCCCUGACUGCUGCCGAGGGCCAGGUGAAUGACCUCACAUCAAAACUCCAAGUGUCUGAAGCAGAGAGGAAAAAGCUGACUGCUGAAAUCAGGGAACUUCGUGAUGAGGUAGCCAGGCUGAGCCGCCAAUUGGCCGAAGCCAAGCAACAGCUGGAGAGCGAGACACUGAUGAGAGUCGACCUGGAGAACCGUUGCCAGUCACUCAGGGAGGAGUUGCAGUUCAAGCAGCAGGUGUACGAACAGGAGAUCACUGAGACCAAGAAGAGAAAGCAGGUUGAGAUCUCUGAGCUUGAUGGCCGACUCCAGGUAGAGUAUGAGGCCAAGCUGACCGAGGCUUUGAAGGAUCUCCGUGAUCAGUAUGAGGAGCAGCUCAGGAAUAAUCGCUCCGAGGUUGAAUAUCUUUAUGAGACAAAGAUUGAGGAGCUUAACAGACGCGACCAGCGUUCUACUGAAGAUACAGAUGCUCUAACAACUUCCCUAAGAGAAGCCAAGAGCAAAGUUCAGGACCUCUCCUCACGUCUUGCAAAUCUGGAGAGCACCAACAAUGCACUCAAGCAACGUGUGCUCGACCUGGAGGGACAGCUGGAGGCAGACAGAGACUCCCAUGCUGCGGAGGUGUUGAUGCUCAAGGAGGAGAUCAUGCGCUUGCAGAACCAGAUGCAGGUGCAGCUUCAGGAAUACCAGGAUCUUAUGGAUAUCAAGGUGGCCCUAGAUAUGGAGAUUGCAGCUUACAGAAAGCUCUUGGAGGCUGAGGAAGCUAGGUUAAACAUCACAGUGUCUUCAAGUGCCACAGAGAGGGAAACCCCAUACAGGCGAACACCUCAGAGGGGCAUGAAGCGCAAGAGGCAAGUCAUUGAGGAGGAGUUCCAGAAGUCUGCAUACCAGUCCACAGCCAGAUCGGUGGGAGACAUUGACAUUGUUGAGGACUGUCCUGAGGGGAAGUUCGUCAAGUUGUACAACAAGAGUGACAAGGACUUUGCUAUCGGUAGUUACCAAGUGAUCCGCACAGCUGGUGAUGCGGAAACCAUAUACAAAUUCCACUCCAAGUCCAAGAUCCCAGCUGGCGCUACAGUCACCAUCUGGUCCUGCGAUGCUGAGGCCACCCACGAACCCCCUCUCAACAUUGUCAUGAAGAACCAGAAGUGGGUAGUUUCCGACAACAUGUCCACAAAGCUGCUUAGCACCAGUGAGGAAAUGGCAGUUCGAGAGACCAAACGAGAAGUCACAUUUGAAAGCUCCUCAAGAUUGCCAGAGCCCAAGGAAGAGGAGGAGGAGGUAUCGCGACUAUACACUGGUUGCAUCCUCGCUUAAAACACCUACCUACCACCUAAGAGCUCCUCCUGCAGUCAGAAGUGCGGACGGAUCAUCCCCCGAGAAGUGCAGCAUCAUGUGAGUGGCGAGGCGACGAUGGUUAGCCCUAGGUUGCCUGAUGCCUAAUUGGCUCCCACCCAGUUUUACGUACAAAAUGACCUCCAUCCCUCUGAGCCGCACGCUUCCUGUAUCAGGAUGGUUUUGCUGAGUUUUGAAAUAAAAAAAGGGGCCUGAGUUCUUGUGAAGGUGAUUUUUUUUUUCUUUUUUUCUUAAAGUGAUGUGCAAGAGUCCAUAUAAUUGCAUGUUUAUCUUAUUUUUCUUUUUGAUUAUAUAGUGAUUUAUGUGAAAAUGCUGCAAGAAGUAAGAUAUAUAUACAUAUAUAUAAAUAUAUAUUUAUAGAUGUAUUGUAAACACAUUUGAGUAGAUAUCAUCUCCGUAUCUAUGUUUAUAUUGUACAUUGAACAUGAAAAUUUGAUUGGCUGUUGCAUUGUCAAAGGAAGUGAUGUGGUUUUGAGAGGACUAGGAAACAAAGGCCAGUUAUUAAAUUGCUUGUUACUUAAAGACAUUAGUGCUGAGCAUCAGAAGCUGGAUGGGGUCACCAAGAGAAAGUGCUGAUAGAGAACUUUUUUGUGUCGUAAAGGGAUCUCACAUUUUAAGAGGAGUAAAUUGCAUGCCUAUCAUGGGGCACGGGAUAAUUUGGUCCUGUGCUCAUGAUGGCCAGAAUACAAAGAAGAAUUUUGUUAGAAGAUUCAUUUGUUUUAACACACAAAAAAAUAAAAAAGCAAACGGGGAAAAAAUAAACAAACCAGAAUUUAUAUGUUGGCCUGAAUUGGGUAGGUAAGUAUACACCCCUUGCUGUAUGGAGAACAUGCCGGUUCUCAAAAAGGGGAACGGUAUUCGCUUACAUAUAUAUAUAUAUUUUUUUUGUUUUUGUUUUUCUUUCAUUUUAGUUUUUUUCUUUUUUUUUUUUUUCCUUUUGGUUGCUUAAUGAUAAAACCAAACUUUUAUGGUGGUUUGUAUGACGAGGUCAGAGAGUUUUGCUUCAUGUGCUUAUUCUUCUUGGAUAUUAAUAUAAAACUUUUAAAAAAUUAAAAAAAAAAACAAAAAAGACUUAACAUUUUCGAAGUGCAAGCAUACUAAGUAUUAUAAGUAAGGAGAGAACAGUGUUAAUUUACCUGUUAAGGAGGAUGAGGCCUGCCAUUUUUGGGAAGGGAAAAUAAGGUGGGAGAGGAAGAGAGUUCACCAGAGGAAGCAAAACACCACACGGAAAGUUUUCACUCGUACAAGGGUUGUACUUCUUGUCUUUUCAGUUAGUUGUUAUUAUUAUUAUUAUUUUUUUUUUUUCAUUAUUUACUUUAUCAUUAAUGCAGAAGGAAACGAAAUUUUGCCAACGAUUGGGUUUUAUAAUUUUCUUUUUAUGAUUAUAUCAUGAAUAGUUUUCAAUGUUCUAAGUAUAUUUAAAUGAUUUUGUCGUGUUUUAUUGAUUUGUGCCAAUAGAAAUCAGUGAGUCAGAGAACUUUUUAUGUCCAAUUAAAAAUAAUAGAGAGAGAUGUAUGUGCUAUUCUCUCUCGCAAAUGUUCACUGCCAUUUUGUUUCCUAAAUGUAAGUGGUGGCAGCUCCAUGUAGCUGUCACUUGUUAAGAAUACCUUGUAGGGGUUAACUGUAAUGCUUUUUGUUUUUCUGUAUCAUUGUCUCUCUUUGUUUUUUGAUUCAUGUUUUUAUUUGGCUCCCCACAUUACUUCAGGUCUAUUUAUAUCACGUUAUGUCUUUGCUUACGGCCAAGCCCAAUGAUUCCUAUUGUAAGUAAGAUGUGGUUGUUUCUAAUAGGGAUUUAUUUUUUAUUUCUUCAGCUAUAAGGUAGGAUGAUUACCCGAGUCCCCUCCCUUUACACACACACACACACAAAAGGGAAAGAAUUUAUAGGAUAAUAUUUUUUUUCCUAUUGAUUGAUUAUAUGUUGAAGAAAAUGGGAAGAGAGUAUUGGAAGAAAAGAGAGGGGAAGAAAAAAAAAAAGAUGAUUUUUAGAUUAUUUUUAAGUUUUGUGAUGACCAGAUUCUGCUGACCUAAACCUUGGAACUUGUGACCACCCCAAAAAUUUGCAAACUAGUGGACACAAACCAAGGCUUAGCAAAGUUGAUGGCCUCUUUAACAUUGUAAUGAAGGCUAACACUCGUUUGCACGCUUAUCUCAGCACACUGCCGCUGCAACCUCUCUGUAAGGGGAUAGAAGGCCAGGCAUGUUUCAUGAUCCUCAUAGUAAAGGAAGUUAUUAUUAUUUUUUUCUCUCUCUCUCUUAAUAUUCCCAUUGAAUUUUUAUUUUAUUUUUCCCCAUUGCUGAUAUACAAAUCUUUUUUUUAUGUUAAUGCUAGCAUCAUUCUUUUCCUUACAUGGGUUGCAGCAGCUUAUAAGUUUUACAGAGGAAAAAGUCUUUUUAUGUUUGUUAGCCCAGAGAAAUAAAAAUGAAUAUAUAUGUAUAUUUUCAUGAAUCCCACUCAGAAUUGUAAAAAAAGAAAGAAAAAAAAAGAAAAAACGGCACUUGAGGUAUGAUAUGGGAAUUAUUCCCGCAUAUUCCCUCAAGAAAAUUAUAUAUUGUAAAAUUAAUGAAGAAGAAAGACGUGUUUCAAGUAAUGCUGAAGAAACAAGAUCUUUUAUUGAAGAAGGAAAAAAGUAUAUCAGUUGUGUAACCUUUGAUCAACCUGGCUUUGUAGCGUCCAAAGUGGUUCUAGUAGUGUGCCUUCAGUGGAUAUUCUAAAAAAAAGAAUAAUAAUAAGCUCUUAAAAACAAAGAAAAGAUAUGUACUGUAUAAUGUUAAAAAUUGUCUUUUAAGAGUAUGGAUUUACUUUAAUAAAAGUUAAUAGAUUCAUAUGUA
Molecule: messenger RNA, 4243 nt
Organism: Penaeus vannamei (Pacific white shrimp)
Lineage: Eukaryota; Metazoa; Arthropoda; Malacostraca; Decapoda; Penaeidae
Source: RefSeq, a predicted model, not a curated record